AUGGGCCGUACGGUAGAUCAGACUGUGCACUCCUCGUUCGUCGAGUUCAGAGCCAAGAACACGUCGCGACAGAAGCAGCAUCUCCUCGAAUGUCCCGGAUUACGCGGACAUCCCGACGCGCAGCUUUCGCAACCCGCGCAAGUCCCCAACGGUAUCGGCGGUCCGAAUGGAUACCCCGGAACUCCCAAUGGACCUACCGGCGCGCCAGGAGCGACUGGCGCUGGUACAAUCGGCACUCCGAACGGUACUCUGAUGACCAACGGCGUCAACCCCCACGCGACUCCGUUACAGGCCCCGUUGCAAGCGCUGCAGAACCGCGCUAUGGCUACACCUGUUCCUCCCACUGGUCCUCCCUCCGCACCACCCAGCGCUGCGCCGUCGCGUCCAACUCCCAAGCCCAAGUCCAAGAACUCGACCUCGAGUCUGCCGGCGCCCCCGCUGGACGAUGUACACGCAGCUUUUGUUGAGUUCAGAGCUAAGGAAGAAGACAAGUGCCUCUCGGUCCAGUGUAUCUAUUGUCAAUCUGUCCGCGCCAAGAACACCUCGCGACAGCGUCAACACCUUCUUGAGUGCCCGACAUACCUCAGCGUGAUGAAGGACUCCAUUCCCGCCAACAAUCUGUUGCACACAUUCCCGGAGGGUGAUGUGGCGCGCUCAUUGCAAAUUCCCGCGCCGACGCUGGAGCUGGACUUCCGCAUGAGCAUUAAGAUGAACCCGAAGGUCACCGUCGGAACCGGCAUAUGGGGUCAUCGCGACUGGGUCUCGUUCCUCGGCGGCCAGUGGGCUGGACGAUGGGGAAAGGGUAUCGUUUUGCCCGGUGGUCAAGAUACGCAAAUCGUGACCAAGGACUCGACCACCAACCUUCAGGCCAGCUACAUACUCCAGACCGUUGACGAGCCACCCGCGUUCAUCAUUGUUCGCUCAGAAGGCUGGUUGACAGGCGCCAAAGACGUCCUGGAGAAGGUCAUUGAUUCCAACAUGGCCGACGGCGUCAACCCCGGCAGCUACAAGUACCGAGUCAACCUUCGAAUGGAGACCGGCGACGAGCGUUACACUUUCCUCAACACCUUGAUGUGGAUUGGCAGCGGGUGCCGCCGAGGACAUGAAGUCAUUUUCGACUCGUUCCGCGUGAAUUAG
Penicillium brevicompactum is the source of this 1137-nucleotide messenger RNA. RefSeq names its product DUF3237 domain-containing protein. NCBI's taxonomy places the organism in Eukaryota, Fungi, Ascomycota, Eurotiomycetes, Eurotiales, Aspergillaceae. The transcript is spliced from 7 exons. The record is from RefSeq and is a predicted model, not a curated record. Bases 1 to 1137 code for a protein of 378 amino acids.